Messenger RNA from Hemicordylus capensis (graceful crag lizard), 5635 nucleotides. RefSeq names its product methylenetetrahydrofolate dehydrogenase, cyclohydrolase and formyltetrahydrofolate synthetase 1 (gene MTHFD1). The record is from RefSeq and is a predicted model, not a curated record. Bases 355 to 3084 code for a protein of 909 amino acids. Gene Ontology annotation, biological process: tetrahydrofolate interconversion. Lineage: Eukaryota; Metazoa; Chordata; Lepidosauria; Squamata; Cordylidae. Gene Ontology annotation, molecular function: methenyltetrahydrofolate cyclohydrolase activity; methylenetetrahydrofolate dehydrogenase (NADP+) activity; ATP binding. Gene Ontology annotation, cellular component: cytosol. The transcript has 28 exons.
UUAUGUUUAUUUUUAGAUUUUGAGCUCUCUGGGAACAGGGGACCAUCCAAUUCUAUUUCUUAUUCAUUUUCCUAUGUAAAUGGCUUUGAAAACAUUUGUUGAAAGGGGGAAUAUAAAUAUCUGUAGUAGUGGGAGUCAGAGGUGCUCUGAGGUAAUUUUGGAGCCUGGCCCUAAAGCUUUGUAGCCAGCCCGCCCCCUGCUCAAAUUAAGCAUUGUCAUGCUCUGCUGGGCGAUCACACCACCAAGGACAGACUGAAGAGGGUUUGGAGGGCCCCAGGGGCUGUGAAGGCCCCGGACCUUGGCCCCAAAGUCCAGGGGCAAGUAAGACAGAGACUGAAAGAUCAAGUGGCAGAGAUGAAGCAGAGAGCCCCUGGUUUCAGGCCAGGCCUUGCAAUUUUGCAGGUCGGUGAUCGGGAUGAUUCAAAUCUCUAUAUUAGUAUGAAGCUGAAGGCUGCUGCAGAGAUUGGGAUCAACGCCAAUCAUAUCAAGCUGCCAAACACUGCAACGGAAGCUGAGGUGCUGAGAUGCAUAAAUGGUCUGAAUGAAGACCCAGCAGUUCACGGCUUUAUUGUACAAUUACCUCUGGAUACCAACAAACCCAUCAACACAGAGAAAAUAACCAAUGCUGUGGCACCUGAGAAGGACGUGGAUGGGUUGAGCAGCAUCAAUGCAGGGAAGCUCUCCCGCGGUGACCUUGGUGACUGCUUCAUCCCCUGCACACCAAAAGGAUGCAUGGAGCUUAUCAGGCAAACAGGUGUCCAAGUGGCAGGCAAGCGAGCCGUAGUGAUCGGGCGUAGCAAGAUAGUUGGAGCUCCAAUGCAUGACCUGUUGCUCUGGAACCAUGCGACCGUGACCACUUGCCACUCCAAGACUGCAUCGCUGGCUGAUGAAGUCAGCAAAGCUGAUAUCCUGGUGGUGGCUGCUGGCAAGGCUGAAAUGGUGAAGGGUGAAUGGAUUAAGCCUGGCGCAGUAGUGAUCGACUGCGGAAUCAAUUACAUACCAGAUAGCACAAAGGCCAGUGGGAAAAGGGUGGUUGGAGAUGUGGCAUACAGUGCAGCCAAGGAAAGAGCGGCUUACAUCACUCCUGUACCUGGUGGUGUCGGACCAAUGACGGUUGCUAUGCUGAUGCAGAGCACAGUAGAAAGUGCCCAACGUUUUCUAGAGAAGCACCAGCCGGGCAAGUGGAAUAUUCAGUAUAACCAGCUCAGUCCUAAAACUCCUGUUCCAAGUGACAUUGAAGUUUCUUGGUCCUGCAUCCCCAAACCCAUUGGGCAGCUGGCCAGAGAGCUCGGCUUGCUUUCCGACGAGGUGGAGCUCUACGGUCACAGCAAGGCCAAGAUAGUGCUGUCGACUCUGAAGCGCCUGAAAGACCAGCCGGAUGGCAAAUACGUUGUGGUAACAGGUAUAACUCCCACGCCUUUGGGGGAAGGAAAAAGCACCACAACAGUCGGGCUAGUUCAGGCCCUGGGGGCACACCUUGGUCGGAACGCUUUUGCCUGUGUGCGGCAGCCUUCGCAAGGACCCACGUUUGGAAUUAAAGGUGGUGCUGCUGGAGGUGGCUAUUCUCAGGUUAUUCCUAUGGAGGAGUUUAAUCUCCAUCUUACCGGUGAUAUCCAUGCUAUCACUGCAGCCAAUAACUUGGUGGCUGCUGCUGUUGACGCCCGCCUUUUCCAUGAGGCAACUCAAUCUGAUCAGGCUCUCUAUUCUCGCCUGGUCCCUUCCAUUAAUGGCACUAGAAAGUUCUCCGAUAUCCAGAUACAGAGACUGCAGAGAUUGCAUAUUAAGAAAACUGACCCCAAGGCUUUGACAGAUGAUGAAAUAAACAAAUUCGUGAGAUUGGAUAUUGAUCCAGACAGCAUAACGUGGCCAAGAGUCCUGGACACAAAUGACAGGUUUCUGCGCAAGAUCACAAUUGGCCAGUCCCUGACAGAGAAGGGCUUCUCGCGUAUGGCCCAAUUUGACAUCACCGUCGCCAGUGAGAUCAUGGCAGUCUUGGCACUCACCAGCAGUCUAGAGGACAUGAGAAGACGCUUGGCUAAAAUGGUGGUUGCUAAUAGCAAGAAAGGUGUUCCAAUUACAACAGAAGAUCUGGGAGUGAGUGGUGCCCUGGCAGUUCUAAUGAAGGAUGCCAUUAAACCAAACCUCAUGCAAACUUUGGAGGGCAACCCAGUGUUUGUCCAUGCUGGUCCAUUUGCUAACAUUGCUCAUGGGAACUCUUCCGUCCUGGCAGACAAGAUUGCCCUAAAGCUCGUUGGCAAGGAAGGGUUUGUAGUGACAGAAGCAGGCUUUGGGGCAGAUAUUGGUAUGGAAAAGUUCUUUGACAUCAAGUGCCGUUAUUCUGGUCUGCAGCCCCACGUGGUGGUCUUGGUUGCCACUGUCCGAGCUCUCAAGAUGCAUGGCGGAGGGCCCACUGUCACAGCUGGGGUUCCCUUACCAAAGGAAUACACUGAGGAGAACCUGCCGCUUCUGGAGAAAGGUUGCAGUAACUUGUGCAAGCAAAUCCAAAAUGCCAGGGUGUUUGGCAUUCCAGUUGUUGUGGCGGUCAAUGCAUUCAAGUCAGAUACAGAGGCAGAACUGCAGCUGGUCGUCCGGUUGGCUAAGGAAGCUGGGGCUUUUGACGCCGUGAAAUGCACGCAUUGGGCCGAUGGAGGGAAAGGAGCCCUGGCCCUGGCAGAAGCUGUGGAGAAAGCAUCGCAGGCCUCAAGCCAUUUCAGGUUCUUGUAUGAUGUUGAGCUGCCAAUUAUAGAUAAGAUCAGAAUGAUUGCACAGACGAUCUAUGGGGCAGCUGAUGUUGACUUGCUGCCAGAAGCAGAACAGAAAGUUAUUCUGUACACUAAACAGGGAUUUGGAAACCUUCCUAUUUGCAUGGCUAAAACCCACCUGUCGCUGUCUCACGACCCAGAACGGAAGGGAGUGCCCACAGGCUUCGUCUUGCCCAUCCGAGACAUCCGAGCUAGCGUGGGCGCGGGAUUCCUGUAUCCAUUAGUAGGAACAAUGAGCACCAUGCCAGGACUUCCCACUAGGCCUUGUUUCUAUGACAUUGACCUGGAUCCAGUGACCGGACAGGUGAUCGGUCUGUUCUAAAAUUGAUCAGACAAUCAAAGGCACCUGAAGAGUAAUGUGAUUUUUACAAAGCCUGGACUUCCAAAUAUGGCAAGAUCUGAACUCACUGGAAACUAGAAAUCUUUGGAAACAACUUCUCCUCGUGCAUUUUUAACCAUCUGCAAUACUUUAUUUUUUUAACAAGUUGUCCCACUUUUUUACUUGCUGCAGAUGAAUAUUUGUAUGAUACUACUUUAAACACAGACAUGCUUUUAAAAAUGAGCUCUGAAUGUGGCUCACCGUAGUAGCAGUUUAGAAAAAGAGACAUUUUUUUAACCUCUUCUCUCAGCCUCUCUAAAAUAUGAACGUGUUUUUUUGUUUUUACCUCUUGGAUCUUCAAAAGCUUUGAUCUAAUCAUAGUGAAAGAAGUGGUAUGUUCUGCUAGAAUGGGGUCGGUAACUUUGCACAUAUCCCCCUCUCCACAGUCAGCAGCAAAAUCUAGGAAGGGGUUUUGUUCAGUAAGGCCGUGAGCUCAGUAGUAGAACACAAUGUUUUAUAUACAGAAGGUACCAGGUUCAAUUUCCAGCUAGUAAGGAUCGCAGGAAGCCGGGUUAGGAAAGGCCUGACCCCUUGGAGAGCUGCUGCCAGUCAGAGCAGACAGUGCUACACUAGGUAGACCAAUGGUCUGACUCUGUGAGGCAGGCUCAUACAGUCUUAACUUUUUAUUCAGUGGCAAUUCAAACCUUAAAUACAGUCCUCUAAUAGCAUGUGAUCCACCCAUCUGAAUGCAAUCACCAGCACGCCUGGCAGCUCACUCACUCAGCCUGUUUUUAUUCUCGUUUGUGUGUAUCUGGCUGUUGGGAAAGCAUUCAGCUUGGUGGGUCACUUGUGCAGGCUCACUGUCAUGUAUGCAACAAGUAUCAACAGUGGAGAGAACUGCUCCAGAGGAUUGUUCAUUGAGUUGUCUCCAGUGGCAGCUCCUUACACACUUGAGGGCAGAUCAGCCCAUCACCUGUGCAAUGCUUACUUGACGUCUGGUACCUCCUCCCAAACGCACAUGCACAUUUUUUUGUCUAUGCAGCUACUUUGUAUAUCCAAGAGCCCUAUUAACACAUGAUGUUCAACACAAUCUCUGUACAGUGUAUGAAUGUCUGUAUGCAUAUGCAGUUACUCAUGUCUUGUGCUGAACAUGCCUACAUUUGAGGGACCAGUACGCAGCUUCCCUUUUUAGACAAAUGCAGGUACAGUCAUGCACACAAAAACGUGUAUAUGUGUACCUGUUUGCACAUACAGCAUCAUGUCUGGAUAGGGCUACAGUCUCUUUGGAGACUGGAUUUCCUUCACAGCGACUGGAACAAGAAAUAAAUUAUCUGCUUCUGCUCAUAAAAUAACCUGAUGCUUAAACUCAGACUCUGUUUUAAUACUCUUAAUGUUCUUAUUUCUUCUCAACAAGCAACCAAUUUCCCCAACACCUGGCAUGCAUUCAGAGCAGGGCACAGGGGUACAGAGCAAUGAUUUUAUAGCUUGGGUACUAGCCAGACAUAGCUGCAAACUGUGUAGAUCUGGUGGAAUCCAUAAAUCGUCCAUUGAUUUUUAUGUACUUUCGCUGUGGAGACUCUGUGUGCCUUGAAGUCCAAACACUGUGCCUGUCUGACCGCCGCACUCAAUUUUGAAUUCCUUUUGAAAGCUGCUUUGCUGUGAGGGUUGGAGGCACCGAUUCUCCCCUUUCUCUCCAUGCCUCCAGCCCAGAUCUGGAAGGUGUGUUUGUAUUUAACUGAUCUUUACUAGGCAACAGAGACCAGGACCUAUGUAGUCUGGUGCAGUCCACACUGAUGGCUUCCCAGGUAUAUUGAGGAGAAGUGCAGAAGAGCACCUGGGUCUCCCAGCAUGUUCUAUCAGGCCUUGCUGUGCCUCACUGCCACCAACCCUUAGAAUUCCUUGCCAGCUUUGAUGGAGAAAUUAGAGGGACUGUGCUACGGGUUUUGUGGUGGAAUGAUUUGGGGAAACCCAGAUCCUGACCUCCAAAAGAGUCCCAGGGUGAUAGGUAGUAUUGCCACUUCCAUCAGCAUCCUGUAAUGGAAACUUGGCUGCAGGCUUGAUCAGAGUUCCCGCUAACUGGAAUUCACAAAUGCUGUUGACUACAACUCCCAUAACCCCCAGCCAAAGACCAUUGCAGCUGGGGAAGCUGUGAGUUGUAGUCAACCUCUGGGAAUCUCUGUUAGAGGGAACACGGCCUUUAUUUUUAUUUUUUAAUCUGAAGUCAAUCAAAUGCCUGUAGAGGCCUCUCUUUCCCUUUGUGAGGAGACUGGAGCUCCCACAUGAGAAUCAGCGGGAGGGACAUUUCUUCCUGUGGUGCCUGUUUUUAAUGGGUCCCUGAUAUUCCAAUUCAUUUUUUUGGUAUUUUUGUAAUACUGUUUAAAAGUCAUGUUUCUCUUGAAACCAUCAAGCAAAAUAUAAAAGCUGUUUCAAAUAAAGUUUGUCACACACAUCUUCCUUUUCUCCCCCCGCCCCCAGAAAUCACCUCGUAAUGUGAACAUGUAAUUGUUGCCAGAUUGCAAUUAACACAAAUAAACUGCUACAUCCUUGGAAAGCA